This is a messenger RNA of Salvia splendens (bonfire salvia), 568 nucleotides long. RefSeq names its product putative glycine-rich cell wall structural protein 1. The record is from RefSeq and is a predicted model, not a curated record. Bases 49 to 447 code for a protein of 132 amino acids. NCBI's taxonomy places the organism in Eukaryota, Viridiplantae, Streptophyta, Magnoliopsida, Lamiales, Lamiaceae. The transcript has a single exon.
UGUGUCAUUCACAACAACAAAAAAUCGCAACGCAACUCGUUAACUCCUAUGGCUAAUUCGAAAGCAUAUAUUUAUUUAGCUAUGCUAAUCUUGGACACCGUAGUAACGGUUUCCGAGAGCCGGGUCGAAAGAAAAGACCUAAGCCUCGACUUGGGCGGUCUUGGCAUCGGUAUUGGUACUGGAAUUGGCAUUGGGUUGGGAGGCAGUGGCAGUGGCUCGGGAGCCGGUGCAGGGUCCGGCUCGGCUGGGGGGUCUAGCUCGAGUUCUAGUUCGAGCUCAAGUUCGAGUUCAAGUUCAAGUUCACGUGGUGGUGGAGGUUCGGGCUCAGAAGCAGGCUCGUCAGCGGGGUCUUCCGCUGGAUCAAGAGCAGGAUCGGGAGGUGGUGGUGGAGGAUCCGGUGAGGGAAGUGGUCAUGGUGAAGGUUAUGGCGGAGGUGGUGGAAAUUGAAUCCAUGAUAAAAAGAAAAAUGAUCGAGUUUAAUUAUGUUAUGUAAUGUGUAUUGUGAUAAAUUAAUAUAUGGGGUAAAACAAAAUCCAAAUAUCUAAUGGACGUUUCCGAAAUUAAGGUA